Molecule: messenger RNA, 3071 nt
Organism: Penaeus indicus
Lineage: Eukaryota; Metazoa; Arthropoda; Malacostraca; Decapoda; Penaeidae
Product: coagulation factor IX-like
Exons: 12
Coding region: 176-2113 (645 amino acids)
Biological process (GO): proteolysis
Molecular function (GO): serine-type endopeptidase activity; calcium ion binding
Source: RefSeq, a predicted model, not a curated record
CUGACUGACACCGCGCGUAGUCCUCUCUGCCCGUCAGUUGGGGUUCAGACCUCCGUCAGGAACCGUGGCGAGGAGGGCGUGGCUAAACAUCAUAAUAGCCCAAGAAUAAGGAGGAAGGGAAAGGAAUUAAAGAAGAAGGAAAACCGAGGAGCCCGCAGGAAGAGAGAGACGGAAGAUGGAGUCAAGAGGAGGAGGGUUAAGUCGCCUCCAAGUGCUUGUGGUGCUGCUGGCUACAGUCUGCAUGGCUUCUGCGAAAAUCUCCAAGAGACAGACAGUUUCGUUCGGGCUGCCCAACUUCAACUUCGGCGGCGGCAACGGCAGGCAGGACGGCAACAACCUCGGCUCCUUCAUCGGCGGAGCGAUCACCGGCUUCAUCAACGCCCAGACCAACAGACCCGACAGCGGCAACAACAACGGCGGCGGAGGCGGAGUCACGAUCAUCAACCCGUUUGAUUUAUUCCGGCCGAGUCAGGGGAAUAAUCAACCAACGACCAGUAGGCCUGUGGAUAAUAAUAAUAAUAAUCAAGGGAGCAAUCAAGGGAAUAAUCAAAACAACGGAAAUAACCAAGGAAACAGGCCGAAUGUCCUUGGGAAUUUCAACAUUGCCGGACUGCCCAUCCAGGUGACUGGGCAGAACGGAGGCAUUGGCAUCUCCUUCGGACAAAACAGUUGCGGCCCGGACAAUGGCGGCUGCGAGCAGGACUGCCGCAUCGUCCGCCGAAGACCCAGGUGCUCUUGUCGAGAGGGCUACCUGCGCAACCCCGACCGCCGCACCUGCUCCGACCUGAACGAGUGUCGCCAGAACAACGGCGGCUGCAGCGACAUCUGUAACAACACCCCCGGCUCCUUCACGUGCUCUUGUCGCCAGGGUGUUCUGCAGGACGACCAGAAGACUUGCUCGAGGGCGGUGGAGCACUGCGCGCUUAAUAACGGAGGGUGUUCUCAGAUCUGCUCUAUGAACGGAGGGCAGUUCGUGUCGUGCUUCUGUCAGCCUGGCUUCACGCUGGGGCCCGACAGGAAGACGUGCCUGCAGCUGGACCAGUGUGUGAGCAACAACGGAGGGUGUCAGGAGAUCUGCAGCAACACACAGAACGGUCCUACGUGCAGCUGUGGGCCGGGCAAGGUCCUAAACAACGACAGGAGGAGCUGCAGAGACCUGGACGAGUGCCAGUUCAACAACGGAGGAUGCCAGCAAAUCUGCACCAACACCGUCGGCUCCUUCACGUGUUCCUGCCGUAAUGGGUUCCAGCUCGUCGGGAACCAAUGCCAGUUCGUCAUUCGCCCACCAGUCACCACCACUACAACGACCACCACCACAACGACCACUCCUCGCCCAGUGGCCACGCCUCCUCCUGCUGUCACUGGCUGCGGAGUGAAUCCCAAGAAGUCUCUCUUCCGGCGCAUCGUGGGGGGCAAGCCGGCCGACCCGAAGGACUGGCCGUGGAUGGUCGCGCUCCUGCAGAGGGCCGGCAACACGCAGUACUGUGGUGGGACUCUCAUCACAGACCGCCACGUCCUCACCGCUGCUCACUGCCUCAGACCCUUCUCCGCCAACGAGAUCAUAGUGCGUCUCGGCGAGUACGACUUCGCAAGCACGGCUGACAACUCGCCCACUGACUUCGACGUAGCUGACAUCCGAAUGCACGAGAGGUACAACAAGGACACUCAGGAGAACGACAUCGCCAUCGUGAAGAUGAGUCGGCCGACCGCCUUCACCGAAUUCAUCUCGCCCGUCUGCCUGCCGCCCGUCGGGAGGUCCUUCGAGGGCAACCUGGGCUACGUCACAGGUUGGGGCACCAUCUACUUCGGCGGCCCCGUCAGCCAGACGCUGCAGGAGGUGAUCGUGCCCGUGUGGAGGCAGAGCGAGUGCACGGCGGCGUACCCCGGGCGGAUCCACGACGGCAUGAUGUGCGCCGGCAACAGGCAGGGCGGCCAGGACUCGUGCCAGGGAGACUCCGGAGGCCCAUUCCUCGUCCAGAUCCUGCCCUCGCGACGCUGGUAUAUCGCCGGUGUGGUAUCCUGGGGUAUCGAGUGUGCACGCGCUGACAAGCCCGGCGUCUACACGGAGGUCAGCAAGUAUAUUGACUGGAUAAAGAACAACGCCAUUUUCUAAAACGACUGGCGUUUGCUAAUGCUUCUGCGUCCCCCUAAGUAAUACACACUGCCCGAUACUUCGCGUGGUCAACUGUGCAUUUUUUUGAAGAGCAGGAAGAGUAAAUAAAAAAAUAUAUAUAUAUUUUCAGAACUUCGAUAUGAAAACACAUUGCAAGUGCAAUGGAGAGUGCACGAUAAUGGUGCUUGCAAUACAUAAAAUGGUUUCAUGUUAUAACGUUGGUAAGUGUUUUUUUUUCUCUCUCACAAUUGAAAGUGUAUUAGUGCUGCUCAAAUGAUAACGAAACAAGUAUUAUGGGCAGAUAAAAAGGCCUGUACAAGUAUACCUUGGUAAUAGUCGACAAGGAAAUGAUUUCUUGCAUACUGCAUAGAUCACCGCUGGAGUUGGUUAAGGGUUUCUUGUUACAAUAUGUAACACAUGAAAUGAAACGAAGCGGUGAAUUCCAGUAGAUUUAAUAGGUGGUUUUGCUAUUACGGUUAAUGGUUAAAUGUGUUCAGGAGUAAUACUUGAGUUUAGAUUAUGCAUAUGGCCAGUGCACCAACUUAUUAAUGACCACUAUAUCAUAGGGUAAAGGCAAUUUUAUGAUUAUACCUUAUACUUAAUUAUUUAACAUAUUAAUUAUAUGUUAGUACUGAUAAUUUUGUGAGGAUUUUUGUUAUGAAACAGACCAUUUUCGGCUCCGUCCAUCAAAGUGCAAUCAUUAAGAUAAAUCAGUGGCAAGUAUUUAUUUCAUAAAAGGUUGUUUCUCAUGAGUUCAUAUCCUGCGUGAUGGCCUCUUGGUGUUUUCGUCUUUUCGUUUUAGAUAAUUCUGAGUCUCUCUCAUUCCAUGACAUCAUCUUAUUUCUGACAUCACCCAGAUACACUGUACCUAAUUACCUUUCGCCAUACUGUCACCACAUUCCUGAAGACUCUUGUUCAAUACUUUGUACACUUCUGAUAAAUAAAAUUAAUAUAUGAA